UUUGCGAACGUUGGUUUUUCUGUGGUUACUUGUGUUGUUUGAACAACCCCUUUUUGCGUGUAUGACAGGUUACUAGGGAAUGUAUCACCCGUUGGCACUUCGUGUGACCUUGGGGCCCUGGUAUGCAUGAUCGAUUUGAAUGGAUCGUCUAGGUCUUAUUCUUUUUAUUAUUUGCCUUCUCUCUUUUCAUUGGUUUCUUUUCUCUUUCUCUCCCUUCAUAUUCCCACUAUUGCCACUCAAUUACUCCAUUCUGACUACCCAUGUAUCAUUUUAUUUGUAUCACAGCAUUUGCAUCGCCCUCAUAUACCGGACCAGAGCCCUUCACAUGAGUCCGUCGACUAUUUCCUUUUUAUAUGUGUACACAAACUCCCAAUGGGAUACCAUUAAAUACAUCAUACUGGGUUAUACUUGUCACUCCUGAGCAGCGAAGUGAAGCUGGUUCACAGUGCAGAUAAUUUCUAGUAGACUGAUCGGG
Messenger RNA from Aspergillus caelatus, 475 nucleotides. RefSeq lists its product as uncharacterized. Lineage: Eukaryota; Fungi; Ascomycota; Eurotiomycetes; Eurotiales; Aspergillaceae. The transcript has a single exon. The record is from RefSeq and is a predicted model, not a curated record. The coding region runs from base 140 to 421 and encodes 93 amino acids.